AUGGCAACUGCAGGGAAUUUGAAAGUUCUUAAUGCGCUCGAUGGUGCAAAAACCCAAUGGUAUCACUUCACCGCAAUAGUGAUAGCAGGGAUGGGUUUUUUCACAGAUGCUUACGAUCUCUUUUGUAUAUCUCUUGUAACAAAAAUGCUUGGCCGCGUUUACUACACCAAAACGGGCUCACCCAAGCCUGGAAGUUUACCGCCUAAUGUAUCGGCUAUGGUGAAUGGGGUGGCGCUAGUUGGGACCCUCUCGGGUCAGUUGUUUUUCGGGUGGCUUGGUGAUAAACUUGGAAGGAAGAAGGUGUAUGGCAUCACACUUAUGCUUAUGUGUCUUUGCUCUAUUGCUUCCGGUUUGUCUUUAGGGAGCACACCAAAGGCUGUGAUGACUACACUUUGCUUUUUCCGGUUCUGGCUUGGGUUUGGGAUUGGAGGAGAUUAUCCGCUCUCUGCCACCAUAAUGUCCGAGUAUUCAAACAAGAAAACUCGUGGUGGUUUCAUUGCUGCGGUUUUUGCUAUGCAAGGAUUUGGAAUUUUAGGAGGAGGGGUGUUUGCAAUUAUUAUCUCGUCAGUGUUUAAUUACCAGUUCAAAGCUCCACCAUACGAGGUUGAUCCCGUAAGGUCAACAGUUCCUGAAGCCGAUUAUGUUUGGAGGAUUAUUCUUAUGGCCGGAGCUCUCCCGGCUCUCCUAACAUUUUACUCAAGAUCUAAGAUGCCUGAAUCUCCUCGUUACACUGCCUUAGUGGCCAAAAACGCUACCAAGGCGGCUUCAGAUAUGUCAAAAGUCUUGCAUAUGGAGAUCGAGUCCGAGCAACAAAAGGUAGAUGUGAAUACAAAAGAAAGCUUCGGUCUCUUUAGUAAGGAGUUCCUCAAACGACACGGGUUACAUUUGCUUGGAACCACCACUACAUGGUUCCUGCUCGACAUCGCAUUCUACAGUCAAAAUCUGUUCCAAAAAGACAUAUUCACAGCCAUUGGUUGGAUUCCACCAGCGAAAACAAUGAACGCUAUUGAAGAAGUUUACAGAAUCGCAAGGGCACAAACACUUAUUGCUCUUUGCAGCACUGUUCCGGGCUACUGGUUCACUGUCUUCUUGAUCGAUAAAAUAGGACGAUUCACGAUCCAGCUACUUGGUUUCUCAAUGAUGACAAUCUUUAUGUUCGCCUUAGCAUUCCCUUACAACCACUGGACUCGACCAGAAAACAAUAUCAAAUUUGUGGUUAUGUACUCGUUCACUUUCUUCUUUGCCAAUUUCGGCCCCAACACCACCACCUUCGUGGUCCCUGCAGAGAUCUUCCCAGCUAGGGUGAGGUCAACUUGCCAUGGUAUCUCAGCAGCAUCAGGAAAACUAGGAGCAAUGGUGGGUGCUUUCGGGUUCUUAUAUUUGGCUCAAAACCAAGAUCCAACCAAGACAGAUGCAGGUUAUCCAGCAGGUAUCGGAGUGAAAAAUGCAUUGAUUGUAUUAGGCGUAGUUAACCUUUUGGGAACUUUGUGUACUUUGUUAGUGCCUGAAUCAAAAGGGAAGUCGCUCGAGGAAAUGUCAGGGGAAACUGGGAAAGAAACCACUGAUUCACAGCCUUAG
This is a messenger RNA of Erigeron canadensis, 1578 nucleotides long. RefSeq names its product probable inorganic phosphate transporter 1-7. Gene Ontology annotation, biological process: transmembrane transport; phosphate ion transport. Gene Ontology annotation, cellular component: membrane. The record is from RefSeq and is a predicted model, not a curated record. The transcript has a single exon. Gene Ontology annotation, molecular function: phosphate transmembrane transporter activity. Bases 1 to 1578 code for a protein of 525 amino acids. Lineage: Eukaryota; Viridiplantae; Streptophyta; Magnoliopsida; Asterales; Asteraceae.